AUUCUUAAAGCGUACACGAGCACAUAAAGUGAGGAAGGCGAGCGCGAGCUAUGCGAUGGACGCCGUGCGUUUACGCGUUACAUUAGACGCGCGGCGAGCGGAUGAAACUGGUGGCGAGGCUGACGUUCCUUUGUAGUAUAGAUGAAAGGACGUCAAAAGUGUGCUUUCUGCAGCUCUCAAAACACUAAAGAUCACCGCGAAAGGAAGCGUUUUCCUCGCUCUUUGCGGAUUGGGAUGGCAACAGAUUGAGGCGCAUUGGACAUCAGACUGCGAGGAUGCUGAGGAUGAUGCUGGCUUAGAUUGUUUAUCAUCUUCGUGAUCACAAUGUAUACGUGUUGCAAACAGAUGCGUUGUGGAUAAUCCUGUAAUAGCUGGAGGAAUGUUUAGUUCAGGUUACUUUUCCGUGGAAAUCGGCGUCGCACAUCUGGAUUAACUCUUAAGGAAGAUAUGAUUCACCUAGUCACAUGUAUGAGCCUCGUCCUGUCUCUGUUUGGAUGCCACAUCUGCUCUGCAGGGGCGAACCGCCCUGCUGCUCCUGUCAAUGUCUCUGUUACUCACCUGCGGGCAGAUUCGGCCACCGUGUCCUGGAAUAUUCCGGAGGGAGAGACCGUAAUUGGCUUUGCCAUCUCACAGCAGCGUCAGGACGGGUUGAUGCAACGUUUCAUUCGUGAGGUGAACACGACCAGUCGUGCUUGUAUACUUUGGGAUCUGGAUGAAGACAUGGAUUAUAUUAUCCAGGUCCAGUCCAUCGGACUCUAUGGAGAGAGUCUGGCCAGCAAAAAGAUUCACUUCAGGACGCUUAAAAAGUCUGAACAUAUUCAAUCCACCAUGAUGGAUCAGGAUGACCCUGCAGUUGAGGGUUUAGACCUUUCCAGACACCUGCAGACUGGAGAGAUACUGAUCAUUAUGACUGUACUGCUAAUGUGGGCAGCUGUGAUCGUGCUCUUCUGUAAGCAGUACGAUAUCAUCAAAGACAACGACUCCAACAACCACAGUAAAGAGAAGAGCAAGCCACUGUCCGGCCAGAGCACUCCAGAGUAUCAUAACGGAGGCCUGCUGGGCAGCAAGUUCCAAAGGACAUCAUCCUCUGUCAGCAUCAUCAAGGUUUAACCACAGCAUCAUCACGGAUCCUGGUCUGUCAGACCUGUCGGCGGAUAUCAGCUCUUCUGAUAUUCAAGCGGUAAAGGCAAUAGUAACGUGAACCUCUCAGCUCCCUCAGCCACAUCGGGAAUUGUAAGGUAGUAUACGGGCAUUCGGUAGUACAGUAUACUCCAAUAAACAACAAUGCCCUGGACAAUGAACAUACUGUAAUUCUUUGACUAAUACAUCAACUGUAAUCAUGGAAGGAGCUAUCGGUGCUACGAAUAUGAUUGUGAAAACACGUGUGUGUCUGUGUGUGUGGUGUGUGUG
This is a messenger RNA of Sinocyclocheilus anshuiensis, 1410 nucleotides long. Its product is annotated as fibronectin type III domain-containing protein 4-like. Gene Ontology annotation, cellular component: extracellular region; plasma membrane. The transcript is spliced from 6 exons. NCBI's taxonomy places the organism in Eukaryota, Metazoa, Chordata, Actinopteri, Cypriniformes, Cyprinidae. Bases 448 to 1110 code for a protein of 220 amino acids. Gene Ontology annotation, molecular function: protein binding. The record is from RefSeq and is a predicted model, not a curated record.